Molecule: messenger RNA, 4788 nt
Organism: Nerophis ophidion (straightnose pipefish)
Lineage: Eukaryota; Metazoa; Chordata; Actinopteri; Syngnathiformes; Syngnathidae
Product: WW domain-binding protein 1-like
Exons: 6
Coding region: 314-1720 (468 amino acids)
Source: RefSeq, a predicted model, not a curated record
GGUGGCGGGCUUGCAUGGAGCAUGACGUCAUCCGCAGCAGCCGCUAGCCUUUCUGCCAAAACAAAGAACAACGUCACUCGACGACAGUGUCGUCUUACAGGCGGAGUGGCCAAGGUCACAUAGCUUGUGUUUUUUUAUUUAUUUUUGCAGAGAGGGAGAGCGAGAGAAGAGGUCCGGAGGGCCGUCCGUCUGUGUGCGUUAAUGGCGGAUGGGGAAGCCGUAGAGUGGGAGACAGCAGUGAUGGAGCUCUGAAGCCGAAAAAGGAGGCAAUUUUCUUGGCUACGUUUUGCAUGUUGUCACAUCUUUUCUGAAUAUGGAUCCAGAGAAGACUUUGACGUUCUGUCUUGGGCUCAAGGCUGAGGAGAUGACAAUGUCCCUGAAGGGCUUGGAUGGUACCGAGGCUUCCACGGUAGCUGUUCCCCAAAAGGAAGCUGACCUACCCACGGUUUACAAGGUGGUGAAGCACCAUGGGAGCUCUGGUAGCCAGCCUGUAGUCAACCCCAAGUACUGUCCUGGUGUAAACAGCAAUGCAGGUUAUCUCUGUGUAACGGGACACUGUUGCGGAGAGACAGGCUGCUGUACCUACUAUUAUGAACUCUGGUGGUUCUGGCUGCUGUGGACGGUGUUGAUCCUUUUCAGCUGUUUCUGUGCUUACCGCCACCGCCGGGCCAAGCUGAGGAUCCAGCAGCAGCAGAGACAGAGAGAAAUCAAUCUUAUUGCGUAUAACGGAGCCUGCAACUACCCGUCCUCCAUGCUGGAUCUCAGCUUCCUGGCCUCCUUCAAGUUGCCGUCCUAUGAGGAGGUGGCGGCACAGCCCACCACGCCUCCACCACCUUACAGCUCGGUCUUCGCCCUGCAGGGAGGCGCCAUGCUGGGUCCAAGCUCCUCGUACCCGCAUCAUCACCACCCCCACCCGCUCCAAAAUCACCCCUGCCCCCCUUACCUGGGACCCGGCCCCAGCAGCUUCACCUCCUCCCAGAGCUCCGACAACUACACCAGCUGCUCCUGCGAGUCCUGCUCCUGCAGCACCUCCUUCUCCGUGCAGGUGACGGACGAGACGUAUGACAGCAGCCGCAUGUCCACGCCUAGCGAUGCAGGCGGGGACGGCGCCCUCCUGCCCAGGGUGGGGGGCACCCGCGAGUCGCCGCCUCCGUCGCAGGCUCCCCCGGAUGUUAUACCAGCAGUCACCCCAGAUGUCAUUCCCAGUCAUGCUUCCAACGGCAACGAGGGGCUGUCCCGCCCAGCUGCACCGCUCUCACUUCCUCUACGCCCCCUAAAUAACUUUCACCCACGCCACCCACUUUCACCCCUAAUUCUGCUUUCUUCCCUUCCUGCCGGUCAAGUCCAAAACAGCGUUUUAUCAGACCCCCUCAGCGCCACGCUCACGGCAAAAGAAAAAGUGCCAGAAAGCCCGGGCCCCUGUUCCGCCCUUCCCCCGGAUCUGUCGUCCACGGCGUGCCCUGUGGAGCAAAACUUCGCGGAUGAGGACGAAGAGGACGAGGAGGAGGAUCACUUCAGCCACCGACGCCUCACAGGGGAUUCCGGCAUUGAGGUGUGCCGCUGCCACGUGAAGCGGGGAGACCGAGAGGAGGAGGCGAUUAAGGAGAGGCGAGAGAGCAUGGAUAACUCACUUCGAGCCAAGGGGGCGGGUCUUUCGCCCACGCUUGACAACUGCGCCCAGCUGCACGACCGCGCCCCCUCCCCUAUGCCGUCCUCGUAGUCGCACGGGCCAAGAAAAGUAAUCGAUCCGGAAGAAAGCGAGGUGUUUAUUGUCAGCGUCAUCCUCAAGCAUCAAGGCUAGUAGGUGAAAAGUCACUGAAGUUUUAAGUCUUGGGGGGAUUUUGGGAGGCCAGUUGAAGGCCACCUAUGAUGUCCUCUCGUUGUCACCAUCGCUCAAAGGCGAAAGUUGGGGAGAAUGUCGAACCUGAUGGUCAUGACUUCAACCUCGCCAAGGAAGAUAGGUAUCGGUGGUUUGCAGGAUUACACAAAAAAAUGGUGAGCACCAUUGGAUUAUGGAGGUGAGAAUGUAGUAAAAUAGGUGCAUUUACAGAAUUGAUCUCCCGUCAUGACCAUUUUGAGUUGUCUCUCUCACAAAAUCCAAAUUGUACAGCCCCCUGCGCCCAGUUGAGUUCAGGACCAGUAUCAGUACUGUAAACACUCGUGCAGCCAGGCCACCUUUAGCGGGAGAUUCUCUUUGAAUGUUCUGAGCUCCUGUGUUGAUGCAGCCUACUGACGUCAUGUGCUUCUGUCGACGGCAGACUAAUUAGUGUCGCUUUGUGAUUGUUGGAUGAUCAUGGAAUUCUUAGCGAUUUGUUUACUGUGCUGACAUCCGUGGGUCGUUUUCAAACUUGUAAAAUCUGUAGAUUUUACAAUAAAAAGUGUGGCUGCACAGUUGGCAAAAUGUUACCGUUUUACACCAAAUUACUGUAAAUUGAAAAACGAUACAACUGUUAGUGUAGGGGUUUUUUUUCACCAUAAACGCUACAGACGUAUUUACAGUGUACCAUCAACGGAAAAAUUAUACAGAGGUUAUUUUCGCAGUAAAAUUCUGGCGAUUUAGCUCAGUUUACUGUAAAAUCUUGGAUAUUUUUUGGAUAUUGCAUGAUUCCCAAAAUGAAAAUUAAAAAAACUGGACCACUGUUAUUUUUGCUGUUUAUUUUUACAGAGUUGCUAGUUUUUGACCGUAAAAUAUACGUCUGUUUCUACAGCAAAUUACUGUAAAUGUUAUUUUUAACGGUAAAAUUCUUACAAUUGAGCUGACUUUUUCCAUAAAAUCUAUGGUUUUCUGUAAUGUUUUUUUGGUAAAAGCUAUGGUUUUCUGAUUUUACGGUGUCAAAUUUAUAGUUGUUGGGUUUUUUUUUGUUACAGUGCAUAAUUUCCCAAAAAACUAAAGAUACCACUUUAUUUUAAAAGUAAAAUUAUUGCGCCUGAGUUGCCAGUUUUUGUUUUUUUUACUGUAAAAGUUUGGCCUGCAUUUACAGUGACAGUAAAAUCUAGGGUAAAUUUUAUUUUGUAUUGCAUGAUUCCUGAAAUUAAAAUCAAAUAAAAACUGUUAUUACGGUAAAAUUCCGCCGUCUGAGCUGCUACAUUUUUACUGGAAAAUCUACAGCCAUAUUUCCAGUGCAUUACUGUAAAUGGAAAAACAUUAACACUGUUAUUCUUACCGUAAAAUUAUGGCAACUGAGCUGGAAGUUUUUUGAAGUAAAAUCUUUUUUUUUUUUUGGAGUGCAUAAUUCAUUGAAAAAACAACAAUACCCCUUCAUUUUUAUUCUGGCGUCUGAGCUGCCAGUUUUUUACCAUAAAAUCUACAGUCGUUGUUUGUGCAGUGCAUUACUGUAAAUGGAAAACCUACCAGAUUUAACGGUAAAACUGUGGCAUUAAAAGCUGCCAUUUUUUAAUGUAAAAUCUACAGCUGUUAUUACAGUACAAUUCAUUUUACGGUUAAAGUCCGGUGGCGGAGCUAGCAUUUUUUCCGUAGACUCUAUGGUUGUUGUUUUUUUUAACAGUGCAUAAUUAUAAAUUAAAAAAAAAAAAGAAAAUUAUACAAUUUUUAUUAUAACAGAAAAAUUCUGAAAACAGAGCUUGCUGUUUUUUUGCCGUGAAAUCUACGGUCAUUUUUACAGCGCAUUUUUGUAAAUAGAAAAACAGUACUGCUGUUAUUUUUACGGGAAAAAUAUCGCAACUGACCUGGCAAUUUCUUUCUGUAAAAUCUGUAGUUGUUGUUAAUUUAAAAAAAAUAAAGAAUAGCUUUUUAUUUUAGUAGUAAAUAUAUUUCAUCAGAGCUGCCUGUUGUUUUUUUUUUUUUACCGUAAAAUCUAAAGUAGGGUCUGGUUUUAUCAUUUUUUAACAUUGGAGCAUUCUGGGUUAACCGUGCGCUAAAAUGCCUCUUUAUCAAUUUUUAACAUCCUUUCCUCAAAAGAAAAAAAAAAAUUGUACCACCGUUAUUUUUACGGUAAAAUCUUUCAAAUUAUGCUGUUUUUUUACCGGAAAAUCUAUGGUCGAUUUUACAGUGCAUUACUAUAAAUGGAGAAAUGGUACAUACAACUUUAACUAAAAUUCUGGCAACAACUGCCAUUUGUUUUUCCCGUAAAAUGUACGGUCAUUUUUAUAGCUAAUUAUUGUAAAGGAAAACAACAUAUGACUGGUAUUUUUACGGUAAAAUUACGGCAACUGAACUGGCAAUUUCUUUCCGUAAAAUCAAUGGUUGUUUUUUUGCAGUGCAUAUAUCCUUAAAAAACAAAACAAUACCCCUUUAUUUUAACAGUAAAAUUCUGGCCUCUGACCUGAGAGUUAUUUUAAUGUAAAAUCUACAGUCAUUAUUUUUACAGUUUAUUACUGUAAAUGGUGUGAGCUUGCAGUUUUUGCCAUAAAAUCUAUUGCUGUUUUUUUUGUUUUUUUUACAGUGCAUUCCUUUGGAAAAAAAACUGUAAAAUUCUGGCGACUGAGCUGGCAAGUUUUUUAGCGUAAAAUCUACGGCCGUUGUUCUUACAGUGUUAUUGCAAAUGUUAAAACAUUACUUCUGUUAUUUUCAGACAGAGGUGUCAGUUUUUUUGCUGUAAAAUCUGUGGGUUUUUUUUACACUGCGUAAUUCCUUUAUGUGUUAGAAUGCUGUUAAGGGAGUAAAAGGUACAUGUAAUAUGUACAUUGUAACUUUGCUAAAAAAAAAACAACCUCUGAUUCUGAUUUGUUGUAUUUGUAUAUGUCAAACUUGUGCAAAGCUUUGUGUCGUGUUAACACAAUUCCGACUGUUAGGCGGUUAAGACUGUACAAUGAACAUAUACUCCCGUU